AUGAAGCAACAACAAGUGAGUGAGAGAUUGUUCAAGGCAAUAGCUAGAUCGUUGGGGUUGGAAGAUAAUUGCUUUCUAGAGAUGUGUGGGGAAAAUGCUACGUUGGAGACAAGAUUCAACAUGUAUCCUCCAUGUCCGAGGGUGGACAAUGUUCUUGGGUUUAAACCGCACGCUGAUGAAUCGUCACUUUUCUCUUACCUGACAAAAAUGCCGAAGGGCUUCAGUUCCUCAAAGAUGGGAACUGGUAUAAAGCUACAACCCUCCCCAAUACGAUUAUGA
Thlaspi arvense is the source of this 279-nucleotide messenger RNA. Lineage: Eukaryota; Viridiplantae; Streptophyta; Magnoliopsida; Brassicales; Brassicaceae. The record is from the annotation of a GenBank genome assembly.